ACAGCUGCAAACAAGAAACAAGAAAAUCAACUAAAGCCAACCACUUCCUCUAAUUCUUGCACUCAAUCACCAUCCAACAACACCACAAUUUUUUAUAGUUUAUGUUACCUAUCUUGCACUGAUCAGCUUCCCUCCAAAUUCAAUAUAAAGUCAUAACCCGAUUUAGCUAGGGGAAGCUCGAGCCACUAGUUUAUCAUCUGACUCGCCAUGAACUCCUUAAGAACAAAAAUGCCAGCCAUGGCCAUGCUUAUGCUCCUCCUCAUACUUUCAUCUUCUUCAGAAGCAGCUAUUUCUUGUACUGUAGUCAUCAAAGACCUCAGACCAUGCUUGAACUAUCUUGUGAAAGGCAGUGGCAAACCACCAUCUGCUUGUUGUGUCGGGGCAUCUGCACUUGCAUCUGCAACAACAACAUCUGCUGACAAGAAGGCUGCUUGUGAAUGCAUUAAGGCAGAAGCCAAGAAGGUAAACCUGAAUGCCCAGCUAGCCAAAGAUCUUCCUGCAAAUUGUGGAAUCACCUUAUCUGUCUCUGUUUCACCCGAUGUCGAUUGCUCCAAGGUGGGUUGAAGUACAAACAGCAGCUACAAGAUGGCAUGAAAUUCUUCAGAUUCAAAUCUACUUAAGUACAAGAGCUCUAGCUCCUAAUAAUAAAAUGUGAUUUUCUGUUUGUUUCUAUGUAUUCCUCUUCCCAAUAAAU
Carica papaya (papaya) is the source of this 694-nucleotide messenger RNA. RefSeq names its product Bifunctional inhibitor/lipid-transfer protein/seed storage 2S albumin superfamily protein. NCBI's taxonomy places the organism in Eukaryota, Viridiplantae, Streptophyta, Magnoliopsida, Brassicales, Caricaceae. The record is from RefSeq and is a predicted model, not a curated record. Gene Ontology annotation, molecular function: lipid binding. Gene Ontology annotation, biological process: lipid transport.